UUGACCCAUCAUCACAGCAAUAAGAAACUCGGCCAGCGAGGGAGCAUCCGGCUAAAGACAGCUAACCAGCAGAGAGACAACCACCCAAGCAACAGCAUGAAGAUAUUUGUGACGGUUCUGAUGGGGGCCAUGUGCCUUGGCCUCAGCCACGCUGACAUAAGUUUGACCCAGGCGGGUUACAACUAUCGCAUCCAGCAGCAACAGCAGCCCCCUGUAGUGGCCCAUCUGCUCAACCAACAGCUCCAGCAGCAGCUCCAGCCCCAGCAAUCCUCCCACCCAGUGUUACCUCCCCUACCACUGCCCUAUCUGCCACCUGGCGGUGGCCAGUUUCAUUCCCAACCUGCAGUUCGUCCCACCACCGGAUCUUUUCCCAUGCCCACCGGCUUUCCAAUCAACUUCCAGACCGCUCCCAUCCAGCAGCAGCGACGUGCUCGUCCGCGUGUGAGGAUUCCCAAGCGUCCUAUUGUGACCAAGAACUUCUUCAUCCACUCUGCACCUGAGGAAUCCGAGGAUGAGGUCCAGGACGAACUGAACCAGUUGGCCCAACAGCCACGCAACCACUACAAUGUCCUGUUUGUCAAGACUCCGUCUCAGACUAACCGCGCCGCCGCUCUAAACUUGGCCAAGACUCUCAAGCAGGAGAAGACUGUGGUCUAUGUGCUGGCCAAGAAGACUACUGCCGCCGAUCUCCAGGAUGCUAUUGCCGAAACCCCUCAGCACAUCAACAAGCCAGAGGUGUUCUUCAUCAAGUACCGAACUCCCGAAGAGGCACUCAAUGCCCAGCGCCAGAUUCAGUCGCAAUACGAUACCUUGGGAGGCAGUUCCACCAUUACCGACGAGGGUGUGGCCCCCAUUACCUCUGUGGUUGGUUCUUUGGAUCCCCCAGAGGAAGAGGAGGAGCAGCAGCAGCAGCAGCAGCAGUCCGAAGGACACUUUGUGGAGAACGGCGCUGGAAAUUCUGGCGUAGGUCCCAUCGGCAACCAUUAUCUGCCCGCGAACCAGUUUUAAGUAUUCUUCAUUGCUUGCCACAUCCAGAUCUAGUUAGCUGUCAUCAAUACCUCUUAGAUUUAAGUGAUUCUUGUUUGUUACCAAACUCCGUAUUAAAAU
Drosophila eugracilis is the source of this 1107-nucleotide messenger RNA. RefSeq lists its product as uncharacterized. The transcript has 2 exons. The record is from RefSeq and is a predicted model, not a curated record. NCBI's taxonomy places the organism in Eukaryota, Metazoa, Arthropoda, Insecta, Diptera, Drosophilidae. The coding region runs from base 97 to 1008 and encodes 303 amino acids.